Molecule: messenger RNA, 3255 nt
Organism: Klebsormidium nitens
Lineage: Eukaryota; Viridiplantae; Streptophyta; Klebsormidiophyceae; Klebsormidiales; Klebsormidiaceae
Source: the annotation of a GenBank genome assembly
GGGUCAGGUGUCGGCCACCGGGUUAAGCGUAACCGGGGUGGCUUCUCAAGGCGACGGCCUCACUUAUAGUGUAACGGUUGUGAGCGAUCUGAGGGCUGACGUUACGGAGAGAACGGUCUGGGUGCAAGAGGGAGCGGUGCAAGACGUGGCCAGGAAUCCGAACCAAGCAUCGGAAGUUUUGAAGAUUAGCUUCGGCACCUCCUCGCGCGCCGUGGCCGCGGCCGCGCUCGGCGCGAGGAUCGUCUCUAGCGGUCUCGCGACUACGACUGGCAUCUCUAUUGCGGCGCUUCUUCCCACAGUUCUUCUCCAAGUAGGCGAUCUCCUCGGUGCCUGGGCAGGCGGCCUACCGAGCGCAUCCCCGGGCGCAUCGUCCCCGCGCUUCGCCGCCCGGGGCAAUCUACUGGGAAUAGUCGGGACGGUGCAGACGUUCGCGCUGUUCCGGAAGCUGGCCAUCCGCCAGUCCGCCGUGUUCCAGGAAGUGACCGGAAGCCUCGCACCGAUGGGUCUGGAAAGCCGUUCAAAGCCGUCGCUUGAGGUCGACUCCACUGCUGCCUCCGCGCUGGCACCGACAGCCUCCGUGACUGGAGUCCGAAGGCGUCUCUUACAGAACGGAACCGGAACAGGCAUUUCUGAUCCAGAUUCGAUCCUGACCGAAGGUUGGCACUCGUCCGGGCUCAUUUUCGGACGCGCUCUCAUCGUCCUGUCCGCAACGUCCGUCGUCCGGACUGCGGCAGCGUAUGUUUGGAAGCGUGUGUCCAAACAAUCCUUACCGGACCUGCUUCUGUUUCCGAGAGCUGAGCUCCAAGCGGGAGCCUUCUGCUUCUACCCAGUGUCUGUAGCAUGUGCCUCGCUUUUGCAAGGCCACUCAACGACGCAUGCCUUUGUCGGGGCACUGCUGCUUCUGUUCAUCCCGUGUUCCGCCAUCGUCGUAGUCCUGGGAUUCCUUGCAACCCACGUCAUACUAGGAUCGGAGGCGCAUUUCGAGCCGUCCGGAGAUCCUUUCAAGACGCUGACGUGGCGCGGCCGCGCGGCCGCCGCCUGCUUUGGCGCGCCCUGCGAGGGGCGGUGGACUGACGCGCACCCGGCGUUCAAACGUCCGGCCGGACGAUUCGGACUCCUCUUCGAGUCCUUUCGGCCCCCCAGCUGCACUGGAGUGGGGACCUUAUCUGGAAGGGAGACCGCAAAUGGAGAAGACGAUAUAAACGGGCGUCCGCAACUCGGGACCGUUUCCGAGCGGAGUACAGGCGAGAUGGGACGACUUGAAUUGUCCGAAAGCUGUCCGGGACGCACUGGACGGCCGGGUUUGUCCGCGCACGGUGACGAAAGGUCUCAGGAGUCGGACCCAGUUCUGCUGGGAGCAGGAGUGGGCCGCCGGGUUGCGGACGGUGCGCGCGCGCUUCUCCGGAUGCUGCGGACGUGCCACGUGGGCGCAGUACUUACGAAGCGGCUGGUCUUUGCGGCGCUUCUCGCGGCGCGGGAGCCUCACUUGGCGGGCUCGAACCCGGGGUUGGGUCAAGUGGGCCUUCUCCUGACGACGUCAUCGAUCUUCCUUUCCUGGCUGGUGAUCGCUAAGCCUUACGUCAGCCAAGCCUUACAAGGCGUUGAGCUGGUUACAGGGAUCUUAGAAGUUCUCACGCUGAGCUUGGCGCUGCUAUCUGGCCGAGCGGAGCGGAAGGCGUUCCGGACCGGAACCGCAAACGGAACCGCAGGCACCGGAAGCUUGACGGAAGGAGAGAGGCGGCUGAGCGCAGGGAUGCUGGCGCUUCAAAUCUUGGCGGUUGGGGUGCAGACGGGGUAUCAGUGGUGGGCAGCAUUUGUUGGGCUGAAAGCGCAUCGGCAGAUGUGGAAGGAGAGAAGAGAACAACAAACAGAGAAGGAAACGCAAGUCGGGCGAUUUUCGCAAACUUUCCGGAACGGGGACGAACGUUCGGCGUCAAAGAGAGGAGUUGCCAAAGGCCGGAGGGACCUUCGAUCCGUUUUGGGAUUGCGGGGGCGGCGAGGUGCUGGACGCAAGGAAGGUAGCGACGAGGCAAGCUCGGAAGAGGCGCCUACGAGACCGGAAACGGUUGCAAAAAGCGGGCCAGUGCCACGUGUAACCCACGCCAGGAGGCGUAAUCAAAGACAAUCGGAAAGGCUUUCCAACCUCAGGAACGAGAAUGAUUUUGAAAGCAACUGGGGCUGUGGGGCUUCAGAUGUGGACCCGUCGCUGACGCAGUGGUUGCAGGAAGAUGUGGAGAGCAAGACCGGAAUCUUGAGCGGUUCGGAACGGGUUAAGAGGAACCGGGAAUCCCCGUCAGUGAGGCAGUUUGUUCGAGGAGAUGCGGAACUGGGCGCGUCUGGUGGGCAGUCACGAAAGUUGCGCACAGUGGAGGACAGGGAAAAGGGAGCGCGCGCAGAACGCGUCGAACGGAAGGGACGAGGUUGGGAAGGAGGAACGGAACGGAAGCAGGGCAGGACGGAACGCAAGGUUGACAGGAGACCGAGUGUUAGAGCCACAAACCUCUUCGCAAGCAGCGGCGGCGAAGGGAAGGUGAACCUGCGAAUGGGUCCGCAGCAGUCGGACCGCCCUGCAAGGUCCCGUCAAAUGAUUGAACCGGACGACGAGGGAACGAGUGUCUCGCCCCACAGCGGUGGGCAGGAGAUAGUCGCAAAGCCUCACUUCGAGGAGAUAACGGAAGCAUCGGCACGCGCGAGCGAGGUCAAGCGCAAAAGCGCGCGCGCGGCGCGGCUGGGGCGGCUCAAGAGCCGGCGCAAGGUGACGGCGACCGCCACCAUGACGUACUUCGUCGUGUCCGAAUCGGACGAAUCGGAGCUGUCCGAUGGUGAGGAUCGGACGGCGGGGGUGAACGUGCGGCUCGAGGUUCGCCGAAGUAUGGUGGCGAGUUUUACAUUCAAGACAGAGCCAGAGAGUGUUGACAAGGAUUGGUACCAGCGUCGAGUUGGAUAAACUAGGGCGACGUGUGCUCUCCUCUGAUAUGAAAGAGAGGGCUUCGGCAAAAUACGGUGGAGGAGGUACCCAAGUUGUGUAAAUAUAAGCUCGCAGCUCAGCCAUGUAAAGAGAACUGUUCAUCUGUUCAGCGUCACAUCGGAUCAACUGCUGGUAUGAUAACGCGUUGAAUGAAGUUGUCCAGCUGUAGCUGCCUUGCUGCGAACCCGAGUCACGAGUCACGUACGAAAUUGAGAUUAAGGACUGAGAGGAAAUCUCCGAUCAUUUCAGGAAUCGAGUUGCCACUUUCCAGCCAAUAAGAGUCCUUC